This is a messenger RNA of Capsella rubella, 1020 nucleotides long. RefSeq names its product cinnamoyl-CoA reductase-like SNL6. Bases 27 to 941 code for a protein of 304 amino acids. The transcript is spliced from 6 exons. The record is from RefSeq and is a predicted model, not a curated record. Gene Ontology annotation, molecular function: oxidoreductase activity, acting on the CH-OH group of donors, NAD or NADP as acceptor. NCBI's taxonomy places the organism in Eukaryota, Viridiplantae, Streptophyta, Magnoliopsida, Brassicales, Brassicaceae.
UCAAGAACAUAAAGAAGAAGAAACUGAUGAAUCAAGAAAAUCCCACUUCUUGUUGUUGUGUUCUUGAUGCUUCCACUUAUGUUGGUUUCUGGAUUCUCAAGAGAUUGCUCACUAAAGGUUACUCUGUUCACGCAGCUAUCCGUAAAAACGGGGAAAGUAUGCUUGAGGAAGAGAUCAGAGACAUGGAAGCUACAGAAGAGAGAUUAGAGGUUUAUGAUGUUGAUGUAUUAGAUUACCAAAGCAUACUCGUUGCUCUCAACAACUGUAACGCUGUGUUCUGUUGCUUAGACAACCCUGAAGGAUACAAUGAGGAGAAGGAAGUGGAUUUGGAAGUGAGAGGAGCUAUCAAUGUGGUGGAAGCAUGUGCAAGAACAGAGAGUAUAGAGAAGAUUGUGUUCUCAUCUUCAUUGACUGCUGCGAUUUGGAGAGAUAACAUUGGAACUCAGAAAGAUGUUGAUGAGAAGUCUUGGAGUGAUCUUGACUUUUGUCUCAAAAAGAAGCUAUGGCAUGCUCUUGCGAAAACACAAUCUGAGAAGGCAGCUUGGGCAUUAGCCAUGGACCGUAUGGUUAACAUGGUCUCGGUUAACCCGGGCCUAAUCGUUGGACCAUCAGUGGCUCAACACAACUCUAGACCCACCAUGUCUUACCUCAAAGGAGCUGCACAAAUGUAUGAGAACGGUGUGUUAGCAUACGUAGACGUAGAGUUUGUAGCGGACGUUCACAUUCGAGCAUUUGAGGAUACUUCGACUUGUGGUAGAUACUUUUGCUUCAACCAAAUUGUGAAUACGGAAGAUGAAGCUCUCAAGCUUGUGCAAACUCUAUCACCUUUAAUACCUAUGCCACCAAGGUAUGAGAAAGAGAUGCAAGGAAGUGAAGUUUAUGAAGAGAGAUUGAGAAACAAGAAACUAAGCAAGCUGGUGGAAGCUGGCUUUGCUUGUUAAAAAUUGAAGGGCAAGAAAAUUACAAAGAAAUAUGUUAAGAAAAAAAUAUUUACAGUUUUGUUAAUUAAAAUAAAAAAUA